Molecule: messenger RNA, 1417 nt
Organism: Geodia barretti
Lineage: Eukaryota; Metazoa; Porifera; Demospongiae; Tetractinellida; Geodiidae
Source: the annotation of a GenBank genome assembly
UCUCCUCCGAGUAAUCUUCCUGUCGCUUGCUCCUUGCACACUGACAUUCUGGCUCAAUCUGAUCGUUGAAAGCCGAGUCCUGGUCCAGCGUGGACGUUCAGUGUUUCUUCUGUCGUCGCCGGAAGGGGAAUCAGAACGAGUGACAAAAAAUUGGGACUGGGCUUUCCGUUAGAGAGAAAUGCCUUCACUUGACGACAGAGACAGGGUGGUGGGUCCAGUACUCAGAGAACUGGAGUCUGGAACCUAUGAGAAGACGUUCCUAGUCCUCGACUUUGGUUCUCACACUCUCUAUGGCUAUGCUGGCCGUCCUGGGAAUAGUAAAGAACUCAGCGAGUUAACGCCAACAAUCGAGAUCAAUUGUCAGUGGAUUACCAAGGUCAGUUUGUAGGAGUCCGACUUUCAUUCACUUUAAUGGCUCUUCCCUUCCUUCUGUCUGUCGAUCUAUUUAUACUCAUCGCACACACAACAAACAACUGGACAGGUUCGCAUUGCAUCUUUUAGACCGAGAGUCCUCCACUGUUUAGAGAUAGGACUCCCCACUGGCUGUCAGUUCUUCUCUGUGGAUUCUGAGGAAGAGAGAGAUGAGUGGGUGGAGUCUAUCAGGAGGUGCUCUAUGGGGCAGGGGGCAGGGAAGCCAGUGGCUACAACAGCGGCACCGGCAGCCAAGAAAGAGGUGGCCUACCGGACGGUACUAGUGGGUGGGAAAGUCCAGAAGAUCCCUGUCCAGUCCAAUGGGAGUGGAGCUGCAGAGAGUGCAGCGGUGGGCAAGAGCGGGGGCAAGGGGCAGAAGAAGACAAGGGGGUUCCCACGGGUCAUCCAUGCGGGACACGGCAUCAAACUGGGAGCAGUGAGAAAGAGCUGGAAGAAGAGGUUCUUUGUGUUGACGGAGGUGUCGGUCGGCUACUACAAGACCAUAGAUGAGGUGGAGCCAAUUCGGACGGUGUCUGUUGGUGACAUGACCAGCUGUGCCGUCAGCAAAGAAAGCUCGGGGAAGGAACAUAUGCUAGAGCUGGUCACUCCCUCCAGAACAUACUACAUACAGAUGGAGACAGAGGAGGAGAUGGAACAGUGGGUAAAGGCCUUUCGGAGCAUCAUGAAAACAGUACGAGGCUCUCACCAGCCAGUACGCCAGGAACCAGACUCUGACUCAGACGAAACAGAACUAGCACCAGGAAUCUCGCCAGAUGGCACCUUGGUAUAGCCCCUCCUCCCCUCCUCCCCCCACCACCACAUCAUCCCAGAGCCACCCACAAAAUCUGCUGUCCGUGUAUACAUGUGUAACCAUUAUUAUACCUCCCAGAAAACAGCACUUAUACCGGCACCCAGACCACUUUACACGUCACCAAACAAUUAUUAUUCUUUUCUCUGUGAUUUCUGUCGUGCCUCAAUUCUUUUAGCCCAUUUUAAUACAAACGGU